Messenger RNA from Rhizophagus irregularis DAOM 181602=DAOM 197198, 1801 nucleotides. RefSeq lists its product as uncharacterized. The record is from RefSeq and is a predicted model, not a curated record. Gene Ontology annotation, molecular function: transmembrane transporter activity. Gene Ontology annotation, biological process: transmembrane transport. Gene Ontology annotation, cellular component: plasma membrane. Lineage: Eukaryota; Fungi; Glomeromycota; Glomeromycetes; Glomerales; Glomeraceae.
AAAAAAAAAAAAAAUUUCUUUUCAUCACCUCAUCACUUGUAGAUACUUUUUUUCAAAGUGGCGUCAAAUCGUGAUUAUAUCGAAUAUAAUAAACUCUAUGAAGAAAAAAGUGUUAUACAAGAGGAGAUUAAUGAUGAUUCGAAAAAAGAUUCAGUUAGUACGUUUAAUGGCGAUUAUGAAUUACAUUUAGAUGAUGAACCUACGUCACCAACUUUCAUUGAGAAUGAUCCAAAAAAUUGGACAGAUUUUAAGAAAAAUGCUAUUCUUACUAUAGUAACUAUAGCUGCAAUGCUUUCUCCAAUUGCAAACACAAUAUUUUUUCCCGCAAUAUUAACAGUACGUGAAGAAUUGCAAACAACUGAAACAGUUAUAAAUGCAGUAGUUGCCAUAUUCGUAUAUCUUAUGGGAAUUUCUCCAUUGUUUUGGGCAUCAUAUUCAGAUUUAAGAGAAACAAGAAGAAAAGUUUAUUUAUUAGCUAGUGCUAUGUUUAUAAUAGCAGCAUUUUUAUGCAUUUCGGUGACUAAUAUUUGGUGGUUAAUGAUCCUUCGUGCAUUACAAGCAACUGGUUCUUCAGCUGUAUUAUGUAUUGGUGCAGGAACUCUUAGCGAUAUUUACGUCCCAACAGAACUUGGUACUGCAUAUGGAUUAUUUUAUUUUGGAUUUUUCGUAGGACCUUUAAUUGGACCAUUGAUAGGAGGAUAUUUAACACAAUAUGUUCAUUGGAGGGCAAUAUUUUGGUUUUUAACAAUAUAUGGAAGUACAUUAUUUUUGGUAAUUUAUUUAUUUUUACCAGAAACUUCAAGACCAAAACAAACAUCAAAAAUUCCAUUAUCAAAAUUACGAUCAGAAGAAAUUUCAUUAUCUUUACAAAAAUCUUUUAAUCCAUUAUCACCUAUAUCAUUAUUAAAAUAUCCAAAUCUUACAUUAAUAAUUUUAUAUAAAAUUUGGGUAACAUCAACAAUUUAUGUACAAAAUAUUCUUAUACCAGAAAGAUUUGCUAUAACUUAUGGAUUAUCAGCAUCACAAAUUGGUUUAGUAUUUUUAGCACCAGGUUUAGGAUUAAUGAGUGGUAGUUUAGUUGGUGGUAAAUUAUCAGAUUAUGUAUUAAGUAAAAGAAUGAAAAAAAUUGGUGGUAAUUAUUUACCUGAAUUAAGAUUAUAUAGUGCUUGGUUUGGUAGUAUAUUAAUUCCAUUAGCAUAUUUUAGUUUUGGUUGGUUACUUGAAAAUGGCGUAUCUAUUUUUUAUCCUUUAUUUACAAUGUUUUUAGGUGGGUUUGGUACUUUAAUGGCUUUUAAUCCUACUUCUACUUAUUUAGUUGAAUCUUAUCCAACAAGAAGUGCUUCAAUUGUAGCAUUAAAUAAUUUUAUGAGAGCUUUAGUAGCUGGUAGUAUGUCUGCUCUCGCUGCUCCUUUAAGUGAUGCUGUAGGUACCGGUUGGACUUUUACUUUAAUGGCUAGUGGAAAUGUUCUUACUAUAACUUUUUUAAUAAUCGUUUAUAAUUAUGGUAGAAAAUGGAGAGAAAAAAUACGUAAAGAGAAUCCUAGAUAAAUAAUUAUAGCUAUCUUAGGUUAGGUUAUCAAUUUAUUAUUAGAUUUUAUAUAAAUUAAAAAUAAAAAUAUUGUAAAAAAAGCUUUUUUUUGAUGUUUCAAAUUAUCAAAUUUUUGAAUGAAAAAUUCUCAAAUUUUCUUCCCUGUAAAAAAAGUCAAUCCGUUUUUUUUAUUCCAACUUUUUCCGUAAAAGGCUCAUAUUUCCGGAAUCAAUAACUUUAUAUCAGAAUUAUUUACAUUUUCCGUGAAUGGAU